Solanum dulcamara is the source of this 964-nucleotide messenger RNA. RefSeq lists its product as uncharacterized. The transcript has 5 exons. The record is from RefSeq and is a predicted model, not a curated record. Lineage: Eukaryota; Viridiplantae; Streptophyta; Magnoliopsida; Solanales; Solanaceae. Bases 180 to 650 code for a protein of 156 amino acids.
GUAACGGGUUAAUCCGACCUUUUUCCAUAGAUGCAAUAACACAAGAGCAGAAUAGAGUGCUCUGUGCUUCGUUUACGAUUCUUGUUUCACUUUUGCAGUUUGCUGAGGAAUUUGGCAGGUGGCUCUAUUAUCAUAAUACGCCUAAGGAGGCGAACGACUUCUCCUCGAUUUGAGGCACAAUGGAAAAUUUUGAUCAUCGAUUUCAACGAACUGAUCAGUGGAAGCCUGUCUAUUCCUGGUUAGAGACUUUAGACACAGAUGAGGUGGUUAAAUCAAAAGAAAUUAUAGACUGGCUUACUGAGAAUUCUGAUGUGAGAGAACAAUUAAAUUCAAGGCAUUCCCGUUACCAUUUGAUGCAUUACAUUAAAAAAUGCCACAUGAAAAUUCUGAAGAGAAAGGAGAAGAAGAAGGGACCAGGAUUCACCAAAAAUGUGUCUGUGUCAGAAGUCAAGAAAAGUGAAGGUGUGAAGAAAUUUGUUCCAGUUCAAACUGCAGACUAUAAUUUGAGCACUGCCGUACCUAAGGACACUGAACUCUAUAAAGCAAAGCAAACAGAAGCUUUGCAGAAAUACGAGAUUCUAGUGGAGUUGGAGAAACAACUUUCGAUGCACUUGCCAAAGCCUGGAAACAUAGGCAAUAGAGGAAACUGACCACUGCAUGGAUUUCAAGUUGAUUUUGCAUCAUCGAUUAUUUUAAAUGCAGAAUGAUGCAGUUUUGCAGUGUAUAUAAUUUCACGUUCAGUUUUGCUGGUCCGAAUGCUUUGUUUCAUAAAUUCUGCAAAAUCUCUACGAUUGGCAUAUAGAAACUAAUUCCUUUUGUAAUUGUUGGCUUUUGCUCCCCGUUCUCCCCCACUCUCGAUGCUCCUGUCCUUGUGAAAUAUCCUCGACUCUAUCUAUGGUAAUGUAAGAAGUAAAUUUAUCUUCAAUUAGCAAAUAGUUUAUAUGUAAUUCUCAUUUGUAUAAAA